GAACACACAUUUUUAGGGGAGAUAAUCCGGCGCGGUUUGGCUCGGCUCGGCUCGGCAGUCAGCGGCUGUCCGUCGUUAAGUCCUCUGACAGGGUGUGACCGGGAGCAGUAGCUCUGGACUGACCUGUGCCAUGAAGACCCAGAAGGCCCGAGAUGUUAAACCAGCGUCACCUUCCUGCCGACGGAAGUCUCGCUUCACCUUACGAGGCAGGAAGAAGAAGGACGGGGUGAUCCGAGGCAAGCUUCGCAUCCGCUCGCUGCCCGGAGCCUUCCUGGUGCUGGGGGUGAUUGUAGUGGUGGUGGGCACUGCUCUGGCUGUGGCGGGUUACUGGCCGUACCGGAUAUCCAGGUCGUCCAUCCUGGGAGCUGCAGAGAGAGAAAGUAUCUCUGAGUCACAGAGUUCUGGUUGGAGUCUGGGAGCUAAGGACCUCUUGUCCACAGCCAGCCUCAUCCACAGUGAACGAAUGAAGCUGCUGGGGCCUGUCAUCAUGGGGGUGGGACUCUUCAUCCUCAUAUGUGCCAACACAGUCCUGUAUGAGAACAGGGACAGAGAGACUCAGAUGCUGCUGGCUCAGAUGCGCAGUGUUAUCUGCUCUGUGUCUGCGGCCGUGCCCUCGGCGGACCUUAAGGAAAUAGCAGCAGCCAACUCGAUGGCCAAACACUACCAGUGGGUGAGCAGUUUACCAGCUGCCCAUCUCAACAUCCUCUGUCUGCAGCAGCUGGCCAGCUCUGAGCCGCUACUCCAGACCAGACAUCCCAGAGACCACGAGGACAGUGUGGAGGGCAUCUACCAACAGGCUGUGCUCCAGACAGAAGCCAUCCACCACCAGGAGUCAGAGCCGCCGCCCUCCCUCCACUCCUCCCACUCCAACUCAUGCAAUUCCAGUCAGACAGACUUUAACACGCAGUCUGGGGCUGAGCACAGGGGCGGCGUCAGCUUCAAUCUGCAUGCCACCCCGCUCGUCAAGCUCAACAACUGCCUGGUGUCUGCCAGCUCCAUGUCCACCCUGGGGGUGGACGAGGUGGAUAUCCCGGCCGCUCAGCCGAGGCGCUGCUACAGUAUGAGCUACAGGACUAAGCCUUAUGUAGCCGGAACUGGUGUGUGCCUGGAGGAAGGCCUCCACACACCCGCAGAGGAGGGUCAGAGAAAUCGGGAGAGGAGAGAGGCGGGCUCACAGGUUUGUGUCAACAUCCGGGGGCAGGUGGUGGAUGCUGCGGAGGAGCAGGCUCACCGAAGCUGGCCUCGGCUAGACUUGGGCAGUGGCAGACGCUACCUGAAACUAGAGAACAAAGAGGACUCUGUGGACAAACUGCUGGACCAGUUAGAGCAGCAGUGCUCUCAGUGGGAUAAGAGCUUUGGCUCUGGGCCUUUCCAGUGAUGGUGGGUUUAGUUUCACAGAAAUUAUAUUUUCCCCUGGAUUUAAAAACUGCACUAUAUUUUGUUUUAAAUUGUGUGUGAGGCCGACAGAAACUGAGCCCUACAUCAUUUGGAGUACAGCUUUUCUCACAAGGAUCUUCCAAUACUUCAGCCUGUUCUCAAUCAUCAGUGGAAUACUGAUGCACGGAGCUUACAGUCUUUGCUUGGCUGGAUGCAGAAGAUGUUUGUACCGUCGAAGGAGAGGAACAAUAUGCCGAUCCCACACUGUCAGAGACGGGGAAAGCAGUCUGACAGGCUGCUCACUUCGGUUUGGGUUGGCAGCAAUGCGAGAAAUGAACUUGUUUCUCAGUGCCAAAAUGCGUUUGCCUGUUUCCAGGACGCGGCGAGCACAACCCAGAGAAGAAGAGACAGAGGGGAGGAGGGAGGGAGGAUUGUUUUCACUGUGCAAUCACUUUUGAACCAAACUACCUGGAGCCCUGAGCCCAUGAAGUGCU
Messenger RNA from Seriola dumerili (greater amberjack), 1871 nucleotides. RefSeq names its product transmembrane protein 200A-like (gene tmem200b). The record is from RefSeq and is a predicted model, not a curated record. The transcript has 2 exons. Bases 131 to 1378 code for a protein of 415 amino acids. NCBI's taxonomy places the organism in Eukaryota, Metazoa, Chordata, Actinopteri, Carangiformes, Carangidae.